Molecule: messenger RNA, 2506 nt
Organism: Phyllostomus discolor (pale spear-nosed bat)
Lineage: Eukaryota; Metazoa; Chordata; Mammalia; Chiroptera; Phyllostomidae
Gene: BBS4
Product: Bardet-Biedl syndrome 4
Exons: 16
Coding region: 98-1591 (497 amino acids)
Biological process (GO): protein localization to cilium; cilium assembly
Cellular component (GO): ciliary basal body
Molecular function (GO): protein binding
Source: RefSeq, a predicted model, not a curated record
UCUGCUUAGGCCCUUCCCACUUCGCCAGUCCUACAACUUCCGCAUAGUUGUCUGGGAAACUGCUUACUUCCGCCGGGCAGCCGUGGGCGGGGCCAAGAUGGCUGAGGAGAGAACUGUGAUGAGAACUCAGCUUCCCACAUCUGCUGAAUCUCAAAACCCCCAGCUAAAAAAAGCUCUAGAGUUUCCUAUUUUGGAGAAGCAGAACUGGUUGAUACAUCUCCACUAUAUCCACAAGGAUUAUGAAGCAUGCAAGGCUGUUAUCAAAGAACAGCUUCGGGAGACCCAGGGGUUGUGUGAAUAUGCUCUCUAUGUCCAAGCACUGAUAUUUCGCCUGGAAGGAAAUAUCCAAGACUCCCUAGAACUCUUUCAGACGUGUGCUGUUCUCAGCCCUCAGUGUGCUGAUAACCUCAAGCAGGUGGCCAGAUCUCUAUUUCUUUUGGGAAAACAUAAAGCUGCCACUGAAGUAUAUAACGAAGCAGCUAAACUUAACCAGAAAGAUUGGGAGAUCUGUCAUAACCUAGGAGUUUGCUACAUUUAUCUGAAACAGUUCAACAAGGCACGAGACCAGUUGCACCAUGCCCUACAUCUUAACAGGCAUGAUCUGACUUACAUAAUGCUGGGGAAGAUUCACUUGCUGGAGGGAAACUUGGACAAAGCCAUCGAAAUUUACAAGAAAGCUGUGGAAUUCUCACCAGAAAAUACAGAACUUCUCACAACUUUAGGAUUACUGUACUUACAGCUUGGCAUUUACCAGAAGGCAUUUGAAUACCUUGGAAAUGCACUGACUUACGACCCUACCAACUACAAGGCCAUUUUGGCAGCAGGCAGCAUGAUGCAGACCCAUGGAGACUUUGAUGUUGCCCUCACCAAAUACAGAAUUGUAGCUUGUGCUGUUCCAGAAAGUCCUCCACUCUGGAAUAACAUUGGAAUGUGUUUCUUUGGCAAGAAGAAAUACGUAGCAGCUAUCAGCUGCCUGAAACGAGCCAACUACUUGGCACCCUUUGAUUGGAAGAUUCUCUAUAAUCUGGGCCUUGUGCACUUGACCAUGCAGCAGUAUGCGUCAGCUUUCCAUUUUCUCAGUGCAGCCAUCAACUUCCAGCCCAAGAUGGCGGAGCUCUACAUGCUCUUGGCUGUGGCUCUGACCAAUCUCGAAGAUACUGAGAAUGCCAAGAGAGCCUACGCAGAAGCAGUCCAUUUGGAUAAGUGUAACCCUUUAGUGAACCUCAAUUACGCUGUGUUGCUGUACAACCAGGGCCAGAAGAGGGAGGCCCUGGCCCAGUAUCAGGAGAUGGAGAAGAAAGUCAACCUACUCAAGGACAGCAGCUCUCUGGAAUUUGACUCUGAGAUGGUGGAGGUGGCUCAGAAGUUGGGAGCUGCUCUCCAUGUUGGGGAGGCACUGGUCUGGACUAAACCAGCUAAAGAUUCCAGAUCACAGCACCGGACCACUUCAGCCAGCAAAGCUGCCUGUUUCCAGCAGCCCCUGGGCUCUAAUCAAGCUCUAGGACAGGCCAUGUCUUCAGCAGCUGCAUACAGGAAGCUCCCCUCAGUAGGGGAGGAGAGGCCACAAAUGAAGAACUUGAGCUACACCUGAGGUUCCAGAGGUUGUUGCUGUGAGCUGGUGUGAACCCACUGCCCUGCCACCAGCUGCCGAGUCGAGCCUCCUCUUUGAACAAACCGAGAAGGCUCACCAUCCCUUCCAGCUGCUGUUUCGUGCUGGGCUAGCUACUUGAUACUAGUAUCUUCUGUCUCUUUAAAACAGAGGACAGACCUGUAGUUCAGGCUCAGUGUCAGGGACUGUCCAGCCAGUGGUGGGGAAGGCAAGAUGAUCCAACACCUCUCAAAAGCAGAGUAACAUAGACUCACAAGUCAAAGAUGAAAUGACUUCUACUGCAUCUAGCUCCAGAAUGAGAGAACAAAAUAAACUGCAAACAGACUUAGGAUUCCUGAAAUGUAAUUGUUUUUAAUAUAUUUAAAAGCACAUAGAAGUCCUUGAUUUAUAAAAAAAAUAAAUACGUGACAUGACCAAUAUCUUCAUGAUCCUGGGGCUCUUAUGAGGUCAAACUCUGUAAUGGAUGUGACAUGUCCACGUAAAACACACACAGCCAGUCACACACAGAGGCACAUUCCAGUUGUAAAUGCAGAUUCCUCCACGGACCAGCACAAACAAAGAGCAGUCUUCUGCUGGAGAAAGUAUGUCCAGAGCUGGGCAAUGAGGUUAGGCGGGCACAGUAGUCUCUGACCAGCUGGCAUACAAUCUAAGAGUCAGGGCAGGAGGGCCACCCUGCAGGUCGGCCAGGCUUCUAAACCCACGCGGGACGGCCGGUUCCCUCCCUGGGCCCCGGGCUCCCACCUCACUGCAACGGUGAAGCACAGGGGGGAAGGAUUCUGUCCUUACUUGUGGCUCUGUCUUAUGUUUGAGACAAGACUGAGAAGAUAUGCUCAUUAAGUAUUUUCAUUACAGCACUGAAUGGAACUCAUGACCCUGACCUCGAGCACUGAGUGGACA